This is a messenger RNA of Thermothielavioides terrestris NRRL 8126, 1622 nucleotides long. RefSeq lists its product as uncharacterized. The transcript has a single exon. Bases 185 to 1417 code for a protein of 410 amino acids. NCBI's taxonomy places the organism in Eukaryota, Fungi, Ascomycota, Sordariomycetes, Sordariales, Chaetomiaceae. Gene Ontology annotation, molecular function: 4-hydroxyphenylpyruvate dioxygenase activity. Gene Ontology annotation, biological process: L-tyrosine catabolic process. The record is from RefSeq and is a predicted model, not a curated record.
CCGUCCCUUUCUCUCCCUGCUUUUACCGGUGUGCAUCUCUGGAUAGCAACAGAUCAUUCAAACAGCCGGCAAGCCUUGACCCUCUGUUCAUAGUGCCAUUAUCGAUCUACAUUCCUCUUGUUGCCUCUCACCCAAGACCUCGUUGAACCAACAACGGUUGCACGCAUAAACCUGCUGUGUGAGCAUGUCACCGUCUGCCGUCUCAGACAACGAAACUUUCUCUCGGGCAUCGGACUACGCAGUCCAGAGCUCCUCGCCCAACUUCAGCGGCUAUGACCAUGUCACCUGGUGGGUGGGCAACGCGAAGCAGGCCGCCGGCUUCUACAACACCUUCUUCGGAUUCAAGACGGUCGCCUACCGCGGCCUCGAGACUGGCAGUCGCUACUUUGCCUCGUACGUGGUCGCCAACAACGAUAUCCGGUUCGUGUUCACAUCGCCGCUCCGCUCGGCCAAGUACCUGCCCAACGAUGAGCCCAUCUCUCCGGAGGACAGGCACCUGCUCCAGGAGAUGCACGAGCACCUGGAGCGGCACGGCGACGCCGUCAAGGACGUGGCUUUCGAGGUCGACAACGUCGAUGGCGUGUACGAGAAGGCGGUUGCCGGGGGCGCCGAGGCCGUUCAGCCGCCCAUGACCACGGGCGACAAGGAGCACGGCCACGUCCGCACGGCUGUGAUCCGCACCUACGGCGACACCACCCACACGCUCAUCUCGCGCCAGGGCUUCCGCGGCGCCUUUCUCCCAGGCUUCCGCGCCGUGCCUGCCAGCUCGGCCACGGUCACACUCCCGGAGGUGCCGCUCGCGCGCAUCGACCACUGCGUCGGCAACCAGGACUGGAACGAGAUGGUGUCGGCCUGCGCGUUCUACGAGCAGUGCCUGUCGUUCCACCGCUUCUGGUCGGUCGACGACAGCCAGAUCUGCACCGAGUUCAGCGCGCUCCGCAGCAUCGUCAUGGCGAGCCCCAACGACGUCGUCAAGAUGCCCAUCAACGAGCCGGCGCCCGGCAAGAAGAAGUCGCAGAUCGAGGAGUACGUGCUGUUCAACGCCGGGCCGGGCGUGCAGCACAUCGCGCUGCUCACGCCCGACAUCAUCGCCUCGGUGAGCGCCCUGCGCGCCCGCGGCGUGCAGUUCAUCGACGUGCCCAAGACGUACUACGACACGAUGCGCGUGCGGCUCAAGACGGAGAAGCGGAACUGGGAGCUGAAGGAGGACCUGGACGUCGUGGAGCGGCUGAACAUCCUCAUCGACUACGACGAGCAGGGCUACCUACUGCAGCUGUUCACCAAGCCGCUGAUGGACCGGCCGACCGUAUUUAUCGAAAUCAUCCAGCGGAACCACUUUGAUGGGUUCGGCGCGGGCAACUUCAAGAGCCUGUUCGAGGCGAUCGAGCGGGAGCAGGCGGAGCGCGGGAAUCUGUAAUUUAGCGAUUUGGUCUUCUUUGGCUUGGGUGUAUGGGUAUGAUAGCGUUGACGCCAAUUUCAGCAUCUCUUGAGCUGUUCUAUGUCCAUAAAUGAUGCGCCGAGAAUCCAUGAUACUUACCAUCCAACGCCGGCAAGAAAGCCAAUGCAUCGCCCUGUCCCAUGCGCCCCAAGUAUUCGAACACACGCGUUAAACCAACACAGCG